CGGAAAUAUAUAAUUCAAAGGCUUUUCUUUACGGUACAAAAGUUUCUAAUAUGUCAUUAUACAAAAUUUGUACCUACUGCUAUGUGAAUUUAAUUUGAAAAGGUGCAUUUAACAAUUAUAUAAAUCUCAUACAAUUAACGAUGACUUGGGAUAUUACGUUGGAUUUCGAAUAUGUGGUAACGAAGAAAACACCUCCCCGCGUAUGUUUUGGCACUGGACUAGAUCGGGAGGUGUUGCCCUUGAAAGGAGCCAACAUGAGUCCAUUUAUGAGACGCAAUACAGGUGAAGCAAGACCUAACUUGGGUCCUGGCAGUUACGACGAGAAACGUGACGCUUUUUAUGAGCUCAAUCACCGGAUAUAUAGUAAAUACGGUUUAGGGGCAAAGUCCUCUCGAUGGAAAACGAAGCACGAGUAUCAGCCGCCGCCAAAAGAGCUACCGCCAAAAAAACCUACUCCCCAAAACUGUGCUCCAUUUAACGCUACCUCGAAACGAAAAGCUCUAUUUACAGCAAGCGACUGUCCAGCACCAUGCGACUACUGGCCUGAAUACAGAAAAAGGGAAAUUAAGUUUGCUUAUAGUUUCUCUGGUAAGAAAGUCCUUCGAUGUUCUGUCGAGAUAAAAUGCGUUCCAUACAACUUGGAUGUGUGCGGUGUUUGUGGCUGUUCGUGCUCAGCCCAAGGAGACUACUGGCAGUUCGAGAAUCGAAUAUUCCUCUGUCGUAAACAUUAUACAAGAUUGUUCAAGCACUGUCUGUCCAAAUUCCAAGGCGCCAAGUUAGCAGAGUUCAAGUCGAUCAGAGAUUGCUUCUUCGCGCAUGCACAUAACAGCUGCAAAGCGGCUUUGAAGAUCAUGAAAAGCGAGGAGAUAGAGAAAAAACUACGCAAAGAAGCUUACCUCGAUCUUUACUUUCCACAACGACGAUUCUGUAACAAAUGAGAAUAAUUAAA
This is a messenger RNA of Achroia grisella, 949 nucleotides long. RefSeq lists its product as uncharacterized. The record is from RefSeq and is a predicted model, not a curated record. Gene Ontology annotation, molecular function: cytoskeletal protein binding. Gene Ontology annotation, biological process: regulation of cell projection organization. The coding region runs from base 141 to 938 and encodes 265 amino acids. Gene Ontology annotation, cellular component: ciliary basal body. The transcript has 7 exons. NCBI's taxonomy places the organism in Eukaryota, Metazoa, Arthropoda, Insecta, Lepidoptera, Pyralidae.